Messenger RNA from Oikopleura dioica, 2247 nucleotides. The record is from the annotation of a GenBank genome assembly. NCBI's taxonomy places the organism in Eukaryota, Metazoa, Chordata, Appendicularia, Copelata, Oikopleuridae.
AUGGCCAGACUAAACCUUCUAGCAAUUCUACCCGUGGUCAUCCAUGGUCUAAAAUAUUCGGAACGAUCCGCUUUCAAAUGCCGUUACGACUCUAGAUCUCCAGACUGCCGACUGACUGUCGACGACAUCGGCCGUUUUUUCAUCUUUGAAUCGAACGGGUUGCCCGAUCAUGCCGCCGAUGCAAAUGCACGGCCGCAAACGAUUAAGCUUGUGGUGCCAAAGACGCCUCUUGCACUUCAGGAACCAGAAUGUGCAGGUCAAGGAAUGGUUGGAUUGGCGCUAAAUGGAGUUCCGAUCUACAAUUCGCAAACCAUGGCUUGCUGCGAUGCCGCAAUUUCCAAUUUGUCGAAGAUGGAUACGUGCAAUGGACUUGCAGACAAAGAAGGGAUCUACCGGUACCACAUCUAUCCAAAAUGUUUGGAGCAGUGCUCCUUCGGCACGCGAUCGGGCAUCCUCGGUGUCGCUCUCGAUGGGUUUCCUAUUUACGGGCCAAUUGAUGAUGAUGGAGCACAAUUGACUUCAAAGGACCUGGAUGAGUGCCACGGGAAAUGGCAUGGGCACGACUAUCGAUACCAUGUUACUGCCGAUUAUCCUUAUUUUAUUGGGUGCUUCCGGGGACGAGUUCCAGCUCAAAAUAAAGCUACACCAGUUCGAAGAUAUAGACGAUCUUACUCUUGGCGCGAGGGUGAAAGGCUUCCUUCGAGACUUAGUGGUCCAGUAACUACUGCUCUGAAGAUGGGAGAUUGCAAGACUUGCUCGAGAGUGGACGUUUGCAACAAAUUCAGUUCAAAUAAAUUCGUUGGCAAAUUUGAAGAAAACCGUCGAAUCGCUUCCACCAGGACUAUAAAUAGCUUCCCUAAGUAUACCCCUGAAGUACAAAUAAAAUCGUCUAGCUCAAAUAACGAUAGUUAUCAAUAUAAACCACCAUCAAACUUUUGGGGCGGCUUUUCGCAAAACAAAAAGUCCCUUUUUUCUGUAUACACACCUCCUAAACCCGCUACUUCCCCCGCUCCUAAAGUAGCAUCUACCACGGCCCCGAAAACAACCCGCUCUAUAAGAAAUCUAAGCGUUGGAAAUAUGUGGCUGAAUCCAAUUAAAAGAAAUAAGUCCGCUAAAGCCUCAAAAACUACCGUAAAACCUCCCACAACUCAUAAACCGAAAGUCCUCGCAUCGAAUUACAACUCGUUUGCUCGCAAAGAAAACCCAAUUCCAGCCAGAAACCAAAUAACUAAAAAACCGAUCGAAAAGAAAACAACUGCUGCCGAUCUUCUCACCAGGUAUACUCAACUAAAAUCCGGCAGUGCGAAGAGCUCCCCAACUACUCCCCGAAAGAAUUUCCAGAAGAAAGCGAAACCUUCUACUAAAAGGACUACGCCCAACUCUUACGAAAAGGCCCAGUCUAUCAAGUCUCCAAUCGAGUGGGAUGAAAAAGAUCUUCGUCAGAUGCUUGAAGAUACAAGUGUCACAAAGGUUGGAAAGAAAAUCGAUCCUCUUGAAGCGAUUCUGUCUGGUUUACACUCUAAUCCAUUGAAUGUAAAAAAAUCUGGCGAUAGCAACAAUAUUGUCGGCGAAAGCGUUCCAUUCGGAGCCAAAGCGGGCUCGGUUGACUCUCUUUGGGGAAAGGUGCAGCCCAGGCGUAUUCCAAGAAAACUUGAGACAGAACUGCUGCCAACAGUACAGACAACAACGACGACGCGAGUCCCAACAACAACAACGCCAAUGUGGUGGCGUUACACAUCAACUCUUCCUCGGUGGGCAAAGGAAGCCUUGCAAUCAAUCAACCGGCCAAAGAAGUAUUCGGAAUACGUUUGGGUUAAUGGACACAGACGAAGAGUUCCAGACAAUAUUCGCACAAAGCUGGAGAAAGAAAACGCAGAGAAAUUGCCUGAAAAUCGCCUUCGAGAGCUAGAGAGCCUUGUUUCCGAGACAAAAAUGUACAAUAAUGCUCUAAGAGAUCAUUUCGAAAAUGGCAGACGAAGACGCCGAAGAUCUACAAAAGAUGCGGUAGACAUCUACGAUGAAUUGCAGCGUGUUUUGCUUCAAAAAGGAAUCUCUCCUGCAAACAACUUUUUAAUGAAGAAGGAUGGGAUCACUGUGCUCAAGUGUGAGUCUCCACGUUUUCUUACUCCGGAUCCAGAAGACGUUCACCCUCAACAAAUGAGCCCAGAGCUACUCGAAGAAAUGCUGCGUGAGCGUAAAGAUAUUUUUCCCGUCAAACAGAGCGUUUUCUCGCGACUUUUUGAUUGA